AUGAGUACUGUUGAAGCCACUUCAAGUGGUUAUAAUGAUUUAAAAGGUUCUGAUUCAAUAGUUCAAAAGAAAGGUAAUAUUGCAUCAUUUUCUUCAAACAAUGUUUCAAACGGCUUAACGACUAUUGAUACGAACGGUAAUGUUUUCAAAGUACCAGAUUUUAGUAUCAAAGAUAUUUUACAAGUAAUUCCAAAGCAUUGUUAUGAAAGAUCUUUGAUCAAAUCCUUUAGUUAUGUGAUUAGAGAUAUUAUUUGCAUGGUUUUGAUUGGUUAUAUUGGUCUCACAUUUAUUCCAUACAUUGAAUUUAAUGAUUAUCCAACUGUAUCAAUUAUUUUAAGAGGAAGUGCUUAUAUGCUACAAUCGUAUUUAAUUGGUUUAUUUGGUUUUGGAUUAUGGAUUUUAGCUCAUGAAUGUGGUCAUGGUGCAUUUUCAGAUUAUCAAAAUGUUAAUGAUGUAAUAGGUUGGGUUUUGCAUUCUUAUUUAAUGGUUCCUUAUUUUUCAUGGAAAUUUUCACACUCAAAGCAUCAUAAAGCUACUGGUCAUUUAACAAAAGAUAUGGUUUUCAUUCCUUAUACUAAAGAAGAAUAUAAAAAAUUAAAUAAAGUUGAGAAAAUUGCAGAUAUUAUGGAAGAAAGUCCAAUUUAUUCAUUAUCAAUUUUAAUUUUUCAACAAUUAGGUGGUUUACAAACUUAUUUAGCUAUGAAUGCAACUGGUCAAGUAUAUCCGGGAGUUUCAUGGUUUAAAAGAUCUCAUUAUUAUCCUACUUCUCCAGUUUUUGAAAAAAAUCAAUAUUGGUUUAUUUUAUUAUCUGAUGUUGGUAUCAUUGCUACUUUAACUGCUGUUUAUCAAUGGUAUUAUCAUUUUGGUUUAUUUAAUAUGAUGAUCAAUUGGUUUGUUCCUUGGUUAUGGGUAAAUCAUUGGUUAGUUUUUGUUACAUUUUUACAACAUACAGAUCCAACUAUGCCUCAUUAUUCAUCAAAAGAAUGGACAUUUGCAAGAGGUGCAGCUGCAACUAUUGAUAGAAAUUUUGGAUUUAUUGGCCAACAUAUAUUUCAUGACAUUAUUGAAACUCAUGUUCUACAUCAUUACGUCUCAAGAAUUCCAUUUUAUAAUGCUAGAGAAGCUACUGAUGCAAUUAAAAAAGUCAUGGGAGAACAUUAUAGAUAUGAUGGUGAAAAUAUGUGGAAAUCAUUAUGGAAAGUUAUGAGACUGUGUCAAUUUGUUGAUGAUGAUAAACAAGAUGCCAAAGGUGUUUUAAUGUUUAGAAAUGUUAAUGGUGUUGGUCCAGUCAAACCAAAAGAUUAG
Molecule: messenger RNA, 1305 nt
Organism: Insectozyma verbasci
Lineage: Eukaryota; Fungi; Ascomycota; Pichiomycetes; Serinales; Debaryomycetaceae
Source: the annotation of a GenBank genome assembly